UCCUGAGCACCUUGGUGCAGCCUCCCGCUGAUCCCCUGCUCCUUGCCCCGGGUGUGGUGAGCAGAGGUGCCACCCCUGUGCCAGCUCUGACCCCAGCCGUGGGACACAUUGGGCAACCGUGGCCUCGCUGCUCUCGCAAUUGGUGCUCAGCCGAUCCAACCUCUCCGAGAUGUUGCUCCUGAUCUUCACUGUGGUCCUCGGAGCUCUCCUUUAUUACUUGUUUUGGCGUGAGAGCCCCAGGACCAUCCCAGAGGGUGACGGCUGGUGGGGGGAGGGGGACCGGCCGGAUUCGGAGGAGGAUGAACGCGUCGAGCCCUUCAGAAUUGAAGUGUCAGAGCAAAUGAUCCAGGACCUGCACAGCCGGCUGGACAACAGCCGCUUCACCCCCUCACUGGAGAACAGCCGCUUUCACUACGGCUUUAACUCCGCCUACCUGAGGAAGCUGGUGUCCUAUUGGAGGAACGACUAUGAUUGGCGGAAGCAGGUGACGCUGCUCAAUGGCUUCCCUCAGUUCAGAACCAGGAUCGAAGGGCUGCAGGUGCAUUUUGUCCACGUGAAGCCGGCUCUCGCUCCCCCGGACGGGACGGUCUGCGCCCUGCUGCUGAUCCACGGCUGGCCUGGCUCCUUCUAUGAGUUCUACAAGCUGAUGUCCCGCCUGACGGAGCCUGGUGGUCGGGGCCGGGACCAGGAGCCGGCCUUCGAGGUGGUCUGUCCCUCCAUCCCGGGGUACGGCUUCUCUGAGGCACCACGCAAGCAAGGCUUCGAUACGGUUUGCGCCGCCCGCAUUUUCCACAAACUGAUGCGGCGUUUGGGCCUGGAGCGUUUCUACCUGCACGGAGGGGACUGGGGCUCCCUCAUCGCCACCAACAUGGCCCAGAUGUUCCCCCAGAGGGUGAUGGGCAUCCACCUGAACUUCUUCCCAGUGUCGAGGCUGGGACUGCAAACACUGCCCUCCUUGCUCCUGGGGUCCUACCUGCCGUCCCUGUUUGGAUUCUCACCGACCGACGUAGAACGGAUGUUCCCCUUCAGGAAGAACAUCUACGACAUGUUGAAGGAGUCGGGGUACAUGCACAUCCAGGGAACGAAACCGGACACACCAGGUUAUGCUCUCACUGACUCCCCUGUGGGACUGGCUGCCUACAUCCUGGAGAAGUUCUCCAGCUGGACCAACUUGGCUUUCCGUGACCUGGAUGACGGGGGAUUGGACAGGAAGUUCUCCCUGGACGAGCUGUUGACCAAUGUGAUGAUCUACUGGGUGACGGGUUCCAUCACCACCUCCAUGAGGCUGUACAAGGAGAACCUCAGCGGCAACUUCACGAACAGGAUCGAUGCGAAGGUUGGAGUCUACGUCCCCGCGGGGUUAGCCGCCUUUCCCAAUGAACUGAUGCACAUUCCACUGGCCUGGGCCAAGCAGAAGUACAGGAAGAUCGUGUCCUACUCCUACAUGUCACGGGGUGGUCACUUCGCUGCCUUUGAGGAGCCCGAGCUGGUCGCUGAAGACCUCGUCCACUUCGUUCGAUGUGCGGAAAACAGUGGCUGAGAGAUGCAGAGCCCAUCUCCGACCCCAAUGGGGGACCCCUGCCCCCCCUCCCCACCACAUCACCACCUGUGCCUUGUAUCCCUGAUUGGGAAGCCCUGUUGGAUAAUCGAUCCCAUAUUCACGAGGCGAAGACAAACCCCUCUACCUUCAGGACAAUAAUCACCUCCUGCUAACCUGGAUAACUCGAACCUUCCAUGGCUCGAGUGUAAUGGACUCCUCCCGGACAACAUUGUCCACCUUUCUACUUCACUGUCAGACUGACAAAUAAAACUUAAACAUUUCUCA
Molecule: messenger RNA, 1825 nt
Organism: Pristis pectinata (smalltooth sawfish)
Lineage: Eukaryota; Metazoa; Chordata; Chondrichthyes; Rhinopristiformes; Pristidae
Product: epoxide hydrolase 1-like
Exons: 9
Coding region: 170-1540 (456 amino acids)
Biological process (GO): epoxide metabolic process
Molecular function (GO): epoxide hydrolase activity
Source: RefSeq, a predicted model, not a curated record